This is a messenger RNA of Prunus armeniaca (apricot), 477 nucleotides long. The record is from the annotation of a GenBank genome assembly. NCBI's taxonomy places the organism in Eukaryota, Viridiplantae, Streptophyta, Magnoliopsida, Rosales, Rosaceae.
AUGGCGAGGAAUUCUGGGGUUCUGGCGCGACAAUUGCUUGGCAAUCGCAACAAGCUCUGCGCAGCUCUUCUCAAUCAUCAUCACAAGCUUCCUUCUAAUUCUUUCCAAACUCUAGCUUCAAUCUUGACCACACUAUCUUCAUCACACACAACCCCUUCCAAGUCAGAGAAUGAAUAUUGUAGCGCAAUUAACAUGGUUCAAGAUAAAGCUUUGCCAGCACUCUUCUACUUCACGGCAGUCUGGUGCGGGCCUUGCAGGUUCAUAUCUCCAGUCAUUGGAGAGUUGGGUGAGCAAUACCCACAUGUGACAACAUAUAAGAUUGACAUUGACGAGGAAGGCCUUGCAAACACUCUGGGCAAGCUGAAUAUUUCCUCUGUGCCAACAUUCCAAUUCUUUCAAGAUGGGAAGAAGGUAGCUGAAAUUAUUGGUGCUGAUGUUGCACGCCUGAGGGACACUUUUGGAAAACUCUACAAGUAA